CCAGGGAUUUGGAUGACGUGUGGUGACGUCACGCUCAGAUCCGGGGGAAGGUGGACGGACAGAAUGGCGACCCAGUGCAGCUCCAAAUGCACGGUCGAAAGAAAAGGAUUCCGGCGGGAACUCGACUCGUGGAGGCACAAACUAAUUCAUUGUGUCGGGUUUGAAAGCAUACUGGAGGGAAUAUAUGGACCAAGACUGCUGCAGGACCUCAAUAUAUUUGAUGAGUGUGAACCAGAGACUGUUGAUGAUUGGUCUAUGGAUGCAAACUGCUCUUUCUGCAACCUGCAGCUAGAGAAACUAUAUGAUCCUUCUUCUGCUGUGGUCAUACCCGCGUCGCCAACACCUGCUGAAACCCCCUCACCUCAGGGCCUGUCCACCUCUGAUAAACUCCAGUGCCAAGCAGACCGAUUCCUCCAUGCUAUAUUUCGCAAGAAGGAAUUCCCUCAGAGCUGCGAUUCCAGUAUACCAUUGGUAGCGCAGGAGUUGAUGCGUAAGAUGAUUCAGCGGUUUGCCUUGGAGUAUGCUUCUAAAAGUCAGACUCAUGAAGGCUUGAACGGCCUAAGCGACAACUCUGAGCUUCUCCCUCACCAACCGGAUCCUGAUGGGCCCCUGGACCUCACCGUCAGCAGAGCUUCCCAGGCCCUGCAACAUGUAGACGGAGUACUUGAUCUUUCGAAGAAAAGCUCAUCUUCAGAAAAGGCAUCUAUUCAACAAGAAGUUUCAGGGAGCCCAAUUGGAGAGGACUAUUUGGAUCGCAGCUCUGAGUUUGCAGAAGGUUUGCUCUCUAAAGCCUUGAAAGAUAUUCGCUCGGGAUCACUGGACAUUCACAAAGCAGCCAUAUUAUACGGCAUACCUCAGAAAACUUUACAGCUCCAGACAGAGGCCUUAUCAUCAGAGUGGAAGGCAGGAGGACCACAGAUGUUUGGAGAGAACGGCAGGGGAACGGACCCGGCGUGGCCAUCCAGCGACACCCGGCUUAUCCUGCAGAAGGUAGCAGCCUGGGCUCGCUCUCAGUCGGAGCAAUCUGAAGUAGGAAAAUGUAAAUUGUCAUCAAAAGAGCACACUGAGCUGAAGUUCCCGGCAGCGGUGGCUGCCUCGUCGUACCUUCACCACUUAACCUUGCAGAGAAUGGUCUCACAGCUGCGAGAGCAGAAUGACAGGCCUCUUGCUAGCUCUGAGCCGGCCACGCCUCCUCGGAGUCCUACCACUGGGCCAGCUGUGCACAUCCGAAUCCCUCAGGUACGCUCAAGUGCUCAGCCCAAAGCCCAGCUAGAUCUGGCCGGCCUGGUGGAUGCUGUGUACCAGGCCAACAAAGGUUCUAAUGGCUCUGCUGCUCUCCACAAGCUGAAGACCAUUCUCCCCAAACAGAGCUUGGUCGAAAACCAUUCGGGUCUCGACUCGUCGUACCUGCUUCAGGGCGAUCUGCCUCCACUGUGUCUGAAUCUAAAGAACGGGUGCGUUGGCGGGAGUGUCACUGGAAGCGUGGGUGACUGUGAAGAUGAUGGUGGAAAUCGAGACAAGCAGCCACGGAAGAAACGCGGUCGUUAUCGGCAAUACGACCACGAUAUCCUAGAGGAGGCCAUAGCCAUGGUGAUCGGCGGGAAGAUGAGCGUGUCGAAAGCGCAAGGCAUCUAUGGGGUGCCACACAGCACCCUCGAGUACAAAGUUAAAGAACGAACGGGCAUGCUCAAGACCCCACCAAAAAAGAAGCCCCGCCUUGUCGAAGCAGCAAGCUCAGGCUCUGGAAAGUCAGGGACAACAACCAAUGCCUCAACUACUGCCUACAAACAGUCUUAAUUCAAAACCAAAACCUCAGCUGUUUCCUAGAGAUGGUUUUAACCAACACACAUCGUCUGAACUACAGCCAACAUACGUUUUUCUUGUUUUAAACGUGCAGUCAGGACCUCAUUUAGACUUGGAAAAAACACUUGAAUUUUCAACCACAGGUUAAACGGUACAUUUCAUCAAAUCACAAAACAUGCCUUUAAAAAAGUUUAUUCAGGGGUUUCACUGUGGAUAUCUAAUAUGAAUAUAUAUUUAAAAUGUUGUAAAGCACUGUUGAUUUUUAAGUUAAGUACAGUUUGAAAACUAAGAAAUAUUCAGGUUUUGUUCACACAUAAGCUAAUCUCAGCUUAUAAAUGAUUGUUGUAUGCAGCUUACACACUA
Messenger RNA from Misgurnus anguillicaudatus (oriental weatherfish), 2166 nucleotides. RefSeq names its product ligand dependent nuclear receptor corepressor-like (gene lcorl). Gene Ontology annotation, biological process: regulation of transcription by RNA polymerase II. Gene Ontology annotation, molecular function: DNA binding. The record is from RefSeq and is a predicted model, not a curated record. NCBI's taxonomy places the organism in Eukaryota, Metazoa, Chordata, Actinopteri, Cypriniformes, Cobitidae. Gene Ontology annotation, cellular component: nucleus.